Molecule: messenger RNA, 987 nt
Organism: Anisakis simplex (herring worm)
Lineage: Eukaryota; Metazoa; Nematoda; Chromadorea; Rhabditida; Anisakidae
Source: the annotation of a GenBank genome assembly
AUGCUGUCCCAAUUCACAUUGGGUAGACAGCGUGCCGUCUUGCAGUUGUUUCGAUUGCAGCGUCGAAACUAUACAUUGGCUCAACCAAUUGAGAAAGCCGUUCAGUAUUACGAGGAUCUGAUCGGAUUAACAGCUGUUCGAAAAGCUCAAGAAGAAGUCCUUGAAUGUGAAAAUGCGUUACAUGUGGCACAAAAGUUACGACGAAAUAAGCAAACUGAAAUUAAAAGUUUGCAAGGACGUUUGAAAGAUAUUCAUACAGAACUCGACCGGACGUCUCGAGGCGAAGACAGGUAUUUGGAUUUAUUGACGGAAGAGCACGCAACAAUUAAGAAAGAGCGUAAAUUGAUGGAAGAGUUCGAGUUAGCUGAAGCCUCAGAGCGCGACGCUUUCCAAGUUCUUUCAGCACGAGUGAGACAUAGUCACGAAAAAGAGCGUGAAAGAGGCGAACGAACAAAAUAUUGGUCAGUAUCUGCAUCUCUGAUCGGUGCCUUGCUAGGUAUAAUAGGAACGACAUUAGCUGCAGAAUUACGAAUGAGGCGAAUCAAAGAGCUUGUUCCAACGGCAGCGCAACUCUCACCAAUGCUUGAUAAAAUUGCUGCAGUUGUUGAUAGGCAACAUGAGCAAGUAGCAUCGUUUAUUGGUGAUGUGCGUGAGUUGAUGCACUUCAAAGGAAGUGAAAAGUUGGAGCUGGAAUCGAAGGUCGACAGUGCGUCGGCGGAUCGUAUUGUGCAAUCGAUGAAUGAACAACAGAAGUCGUUAUCGAAGGAGAUGGACGAACUGAAGAGGUUGAUUGCUGUGGAUCGAAGUUUGGACGCGGACGCAUCGAGUGUUGUCUACGUUGGAAGCGAUAUGGAAGUGUUGUUGAGUCAAACCGAGCAAAAUAUCGAAUCAAAAAUGAAACUGCAAACACUUUUGAAUGUUGUGCUGGUUUACGCAGCUAUCGUUCUAUCGAUUCCGCUCGUUUCAACGUUAUUUAGAGGAAACUGA